Paraglomus occultum is the source of this 1623-nucleotide messenger RNA. Lineage: Eukaryota; Fungi; Glomeromycota; Glomeromycetes; Paraglomerales; Paraglomeraceae. The record is from the annotation of a GenBank genome assembly.
AUGUUUGAAUCAAUUAUAAAUGAAUAUCUUGAAAGUGAAGCUUGCAAGAAUUGGUCAAUUAUUGCCAUUCUAGAAUAUAUCAAAUCAAAAUCUCGAAUAACUGCUGAUAUGAUCGAGGUCGUGAAAGAAGAAAUAUAUUCGGCUUUACAAAUCUUUAGAGACACUCACAAUGUUCAUGUUCAUGUGAAUGCAAAAAACAAAGCAAGAAGAAUUUUAGCAAGCUUUGAAAAGUCAUUUGCUUCAGUUGAUGUAAAGCUUUUCAUUCAUGAAUUAGAAUUACAUAAUGAAAGAAGGGAAUUUCAUCUUACAGUAUGUCGGAAUGUGACAUCGUCAAACACCUUACAGGCAUUAGAGCAACAUAGAUCAACCAGAAAAGCAAUUGAAGAAGUAUGUAAUACAAAUGUAGAUACAGCUAUUUCCUCUGUUGAUGAUGAAUCUUACCAGUACCAGGUUAUUGAAGAAGAAAACAGGUUACAAGAGAACAUUCACAAGCGGUCAUUUACUGAAUAUGAAACCAACAAUCUGCAUCCCUUUUAUGAUGAGUCAGAAUUCAAUAUUAAUAUAAUUUUAACAAUGGAAAAAUAUUGUAAAAAGCAAACAACUUCAAAGUUUGAUUUAGCACAUAACUAUAUUCUUGAUCUUACACCCAAGUCAAAAAUAGAGAGAUAUUUCGAGCCAGAAAUAUGGGCAAAGCUUAUAGCUGACCGGCCUGCUACAGCGAAACCUGAAUAUUAUAAGGAAAUUGAAUUCAUUUGUGAUCAUCUAUUUGGUCCCCCUAGUAAAAAGAAACGAUGGAAACUUAAUAAAUAUCGUGAGAGAUGGGCAAGUUUAAGAAAUUUAGAAAUACCAGACUAUGAUGAUGAUGCUCCUUAUGAAAGAGGAGAUUGGGAAAGGAUUUUAUAUUGGGCAGAACGUGCUGUUGGAUCAUUUCUUAAUGCUUUUGAAUCCGAGCAUAACCCUAUACAGCAAAAUGAUUGCGGGGAGAGAGAAUGGUUCGGAGGUUAUAUAGUUCCUAUAUUUGAAGGCGCCUUGACAUUAAACUCUAUUUGUCGUGUUCCUUGGGGAGAGGUUACAGUAAUUGCAACCAUUCGAAGAAAAAAUCAUGACAAAAAUGCGUUAGAACAUCAGGUUGAACGGGGCCAUCUAGCUGACUUUGUGUGUAAGAUCAACCAACAAGAAGUUGUCUGUGGUUUGGCUUGUGGGGGACCUCAUAAAUACGACCAUACAAAGUGGGAAUCUGAUGAAUAUCACCUUCCAAGGAUGCUUAAAGAUACAUUGGAUGACAUGCUGGAAAAUUGCCGAAGUAGAAAUAGACGCGCAUCAAAUCUUUAUACUAUUGGAAUUCAGCAAUAUAUGACGGAGAUACGAAUAUAUAUGAUGGAAAAACGUGACGUAUAUCGAUUCCACCUCUUAAAAUCGUUCAAUCUACCCCUCUCUCAUGCGUUAUUUAGCAACUUACGUUUUGCUCUUUCAUGGGCAUGGAAUAUUAAGGGUCUUGUCGAACGGCUAUCGUUUGAAUUAGAAGACGGAAUGAUUGUUUCCUCCAGAACUCCUGAACGCGAUCCGCCCGACGAAAUGAAGACUAAUACAACGCCGGAGAGAUCGAAAAAGAAGAAAGUUUGA